Molecule: messenger RNA, 765 nt
Organism: Onychomys torridus (southern grasshopper mouse)
Lineage: Eukaryota; Metazoa; Chordata; Mammalia; Rodentia; Cricetidae
Gene: Eef1akmt3
Product: EEF1A lysine methyltransferase 3
Exons: 3
Coding region: 42-740 (232 amino acids)
Biological process (GO): peptidyl-lysine methylation
Cellular component (GO): cytosol; cytoplasm
Molecular function (GO): protein-lysine N-methyltransferase activity
Source: RefSeq, a predicted model, not a curated record
UCCCAGCGCUGGCCGAGGUGCUCGGGUGCUCUCUCUGCCAGAUGGCCAGCUCCCGCCCGGAUCCUGAACCCGAGCCCGAAUCCGUGUUCCCACGGGAGGUCCGGCUCUUCGCCGACUCUUACUCGGAGAGCAGCCGGUUCUGCUUCUGUGGGCACGAGCUGAGCAUCACGCAAAACUUUGGGUCGCGCCUUGGGGUGGCGGCACGCGUGUGGGAUGCGGCUCUGAGCCUGUGUAACUAUUUCGAGAGUCAGAAUGUGGAUUUUCGAGGCAAGAAGGUGAUCGAAUUGGGCGCUGGGACGGGCAUCGUGGGAAUCCUGGCGGCGCUGCAGGGGGGGGAUGUUACCAUGACUGAUUUACCACUGGUCCUAAAGCAGAUCCAGGAUAAUGUCCGCGCUAACGUGCCGUCUGGAGGCCGGGCGAAGGUGUGUGCCUUGUCCUGGGGAAUUGACCAGCAUGGCUUUCCUGGAAACUAUGACUUGGUGCUGGGGGCAGAUAUCGUGUACCUGGAAUCUACCUUCCCACUGCUGUUGGGGACCCUCCAACACUUGUGUGGGCCCCAUGGCACCAUCUACCUGGCCUCCAAGAUGAGAGAGGAGCAUGGGACAGCGAACUUCUUUCAACUCUUCUUGCCCCAGCACUUCCAACUGGAGUUGGCUCAGCGGGAUGAGGACGUGAAUGUCAACAUCUAUAAGACCAGGCACAGGGAAGGGAGACCUGCCAGACAUCACCCUGCCUGUUGACCUCAGCCCCUGUCUCAGUGGAGGA